Molecule: messenger RNA, 567 nt
Organism: Pyrus x bretschneideri (Chinese white pear)
Lineage: Eukaryota; Viridiplantae; Streptophyta; Magnoliopsida; Rosales; Rosaceae
Product: formin-like protein 3
Exons: 1
Coding region: 1-567 (188 amino acids)
Source: RefSeq, a predicted model, not a curated record
AUGUCAUCCGUCUCUGCAAUCUCCUCCUCCCUCUUAAAACGAACCAUCCCGUUUUGUUCAUCCGCGGCUACUACUACCCUAGCCACGACCGGAAACGGGGCUACACAGUUUCUAUCCCUCAAAAAACGCAUAUUCCCCUCAGCAUCUCAUCUCCUAGCCCCUGCCCUACCCGACCCGCCGGACCAGUACCCUACUAAGGCGCCGCCAGAGUUUUCUCCGUCAGUUCCAGGCCGCUACGACCAGCCUUCUACUCCUCCUGAGGUCCCUGGAAUUUCCACCUUUCCGGAAGUGGACCCGACUACUACUAUACCACCUGAAGUCAGACCAUAUCCUCCACCACUAGAGCCCGGUCCGAACCCGGGUCCGGAUUUUCCGGUACCUCCCUUGAACCCGACUCCUCUGCCCGAUAUUCCGCCACCUUUUCCAGAUAACCCGCUCCCUAAUCCCGGUAUACUGCCGCCGCAGCCACCUGAGGUCGUGCCUCCGCCUCCGCCGUCGCCUGAGAUUAUACCUCCUCCAGCUCCACCGCCACCACCAACUGGCCCGGGCGGGCCUAUUGUUGUCUAG